AUGGAUGACACUCAUUUUGUUGCUUUGGAGCAAUGCAGCAAUGAAAAGAACGAUGCAUCCACCCCAUGUAGUAAAGUUGGAACUGAAUGUAUUGUUGACUACACAAGUCAGUUUGAUACUAAAGAGGUUUUCAAAAGUAAAGAAGAAUUGCUUAGUUGGGUACAGGAGGUUGGUAAGAGAAGUGGUUUUGUUAUUCUGAUCAAGACAUCGGAUUAUGGUGGUGGUCGUAGGAGACCAAGAAUAUAUCUUGCUUGUGAGAGAAGUGGACAAUAUAGAGUUAGAAAGAAACCAAAAGUAGAUUCAAAGAAUAUGAUUUCAAAGUUAACCAGGACAAAGAAGUGUGGUUGUCCCUUUGAUUUGAGGGCUCACAAAUUGAUGACAGGUGAUGAUUGGAUAUUGGAUGUGGCAUGA
Messenger RNA from Camellia sinensis, 411 nucleotides. RefSeq lists its product as uncharacterized. Gene Ontology annotation, biological process: cellular response to iron ion starvation; positive regulation of transcription by RNA polymerase II. The record is from RefSeq and is a predicted model, not a curated record. Gene Ontology annotation, molecular function: DNA-binding transcription factor activity, RNA polymerase II-specific. NCBI's taxonomy places the organism in Eukaryota, Viridiplantae, Streptophyta, Magnoliopsida, Ericales, Theaceae.